GCUCAUUCUUCGCUGGGAAGCCAGCAGGCAAUCACAAGGGAGAGGAGAGAAAAAAAGCGCGGAAAAGAAGAAAACCAAACCCCCGAACUCUGAUCCCUUCACUCUUCCUGUCUUUUCGACUUUUGAUCUUUCCCCUUUUCCUUUUUAUUCUUUUUGUCCCCUUUCUGGAUCGGAAUCGUCGCCGGGAUGCCGAUCGAAAUGCCGAGAGGCCUUCCGUUCUCCGUUGACACAUGGAGCCGAUCCUCAAGGGCGAAGCGGUACCAUUUCCUCACCCACGCCCACAAGGAUCACGCGUCGUCGAUCUCGAACUACGCUUCGUUCCCGAUCUACGCGACCCGGAUCACGAAACACCUCAUCAUCCGGCAAUUCCCCCAGGUGUGUGACUCGUUGUUCGUCGAGAUGAGGGUGGGUGAGCCGAUUGUCGUUGAUGAUCCCGACUGCAGGUUCACCUUUACUGCCUUCGAUGCUAAUCAUUGUCCAGGGGCUGUCAUGCUGCUUUUCGAGGGUGAAUUUGGUAAUAUUCUUCAUACUGGAGAUUGCAGACUUACUGCUGAUUGCAUACAGUGUUUGCCCAUGAAAUACGUGAGUAUGAGAGGAAGGAAGCCUCAGAUAUGUCUGGAUUACCUGUUCCUUGACUGCACUUUUGCUGGGCAUACUAUGAAAAUUCCGAGCAAGGACUUGGCUGUUCAUCAGGUGAUCAAGUGCAUAUGGGAGCAUCCAAAUGCACCUAUUGUGUAUCUGGCAUGUGAUCUUCUGGGGCAGGAAGAGAUCCUGGUGCAUGUUUCUAAAACAUUUGGUUCCAAAAUAUACAUUGACAGAUCUGUAAAUGCUGAAUAUUAUGAAGCACUUACAAUCAUAGCAUCUGAUGUCAUCACUGAUGAUUCAUCCUCUCGCUUUCAGGUGUGUGAAGGAUUCCCCAGGUUCUAUGAAAAAGCUGAGACAAAACUUGCUGCAGCUAGAGCCAAUCUUCAACCAGAGCCUCUCUUUAUCCGCCCCUCUACACAGUGGUAUGCAUGUAGGGAAGAUUAUGCAGAUGACAGCAGAAAAAGUAAUAAGAGAUGGAGAGCAGCUGAAAGAGAUGAAUUUGGUGUUUGGCAUGUCUGUUAUUCUAUACAUUCAUCAAAGGAAGAAUUGGAAUUAGCUUUGCAAUAUCUCCAACCUAAACGAGUUAUUUCAACAACUCCAAGCUGCAGAGCUGUGGAAUUGGACUAUGUAAAGAAGAACUGUGGCAUUGGUUCUGUUUCAUCAGAUGAUGCUUUAUGGAAAUUACUGGAUAUUAGGACAGAAGAGCUCCACUCGACACAAGCUUGUCUCACAAAGGUGAACCCUGCAAAGGCUAAUGAGCUACUGCCUCAGAAUCUGGAUACACCCGCUAAGGCACAGCAUGGGAGUUUGUCUUCUCCUGUUAAGGUUGGCUCCCUUACGCUGUUUGGAAGAGCAUGGUUAGGCAUUCAGAACCCAUCAACAAUGCUUGAACCUCAUAAUUUAUCUGCACUACGCAAGGUUACUAAUGUAGCUGAAGGAUUAUCAAAGGUUGGAGAUGAUAAAAGUAGAGCUACCGAUGAAUGCAAUGAGAAAUUUAAUGGUGGUAGCAUAACUAGCAAAGAGAAACAAGUACAUGCACCAUUUAAUGGUGGUUGCGUAACUAGCAGAGAAAAGCAAGUACAUGCACCAUUUGAUGGGGGUAGCGUAAGUAUUAAAGAAAAGCAAGUGCAUGCGCCCAAUAGUGAUUCAGGAGAAGGCACUUGUUCCAGUGGCACAUCGAGGAGUCUUGAUUUUAGCCUAAGAAAACUGUACAGAUCCAUGAAUGUCCCAGUUCCUCAGCCACUACCAUCUCUUGCGGAUCUUAUGCAUGCUGCAAAACGAGCCAAGGUCUGUGCAGGGAAGAGAUGAACAAUGAGCCACUUCACACGUUGAAUUCCAUUUCAUGGGUGCGGAGGCAGGCAAACUUAGUCAGAUCCUCUGUUUUGCAUUCCAGGUUUUACCGAAUUUCAGAUUUGUCACUCUGAACUUGGGAAUGUCCGCUUGAUGGCUGCUGAGUUCAAAUUUAAUACGCCGCAUUGGUCAUUCGAUGUUUGAUUCUUUAAGGAAUUGAAAAAUCAGAAUCUGAUUCUGGUCUACUUCAAUUAAGUCAAAUUUUUCAGUAUUCUUGUCAAAUGUAAAUAGUUACCUGGGCCAUAAUACUUGUACACCGUUGACUUGCUGAUGCGUGAAUAAGCAACAUUACUAAAUGAAGGAUA
This is a messenger RNA of Nymphaea colorata (pocket water lily), 2240 nucleotides long. RefSeq lists its product as uncharacterized. Gene Ontology annotation, molecular function: 5'-3' DNA exonuclease activity; damaged DNA binding. Bases 187 to 1893 code for a protein of 568 amino acids. Lineage: Eukaryota; Viridiplantae; Streptophyta; Magnoliopsida; Nymphaeales; Nymphaeaceae. The record is from RefSeq and is a predicted model, not a curated record. The transcript has 5 exons. Gene Ontology annotation, biological process: double-strand break repair via nonhomologous end joining; protection from non-homologous end joining at telomere; interstrand cross-link repair.